AUGGUAGAAUCACUCAAAUCGGAUUUUAAUCUUACAUCGCAAGAAAUAUGUACUGUAAUUGCUAUGGAGCUAUUUGUUACACCAAUUUUAGAAAUUAUUGAGGUUGCAUCAAAUCUAAUGACUGAUUUGUCAUUAGGUAAUACUGAUCUCAUAAGGCAAAUAUCAUGUGAUUCUGGCAUAAUGCGAUAUUCGAUCAUAACAACUGCUAAUCAUUAUCCUGUACUUCAAGCAAUUUUUCGUGAAAUUCCUUCGAAAGAAGACGGUAAAGAUUUGACACCGUGUUCAAGAAAUCAUUUUAGUAAUACGCAUGUUGUUCACAUUCAAGUGACUGAUAUAGUCCAAUGCAUGAAUAAGGAUUCAAUUAUUAGCAACAUUAAUCGUUACAUAUCCAAUAGAAAUUACGAUGAAUCUUCGAUUUCUGAAAUAAAUACAUGUAUAGCAUUCGGAAAAGGACGAAGAAUAUGCAAAGGAAAGGAGUUAGCUAUUACAAUAAUAACUGCUUUGCUAAGUACACUUUAUCGUGAGUUACAACAAUGGCCAAAUACUGAAAUUUCAGCUGGACGAAAAUAUAAGCCAUUUCUUUCUUUAAAUGAUCGCUUAUAUCGGUUUCAACGUCGUUCCUGGAUAGCUAAUGUUCAAUACUUUUUCGAUAACCUUUUUAAAAGAACUAAUCAGCAACGUUUUGAAUGUCACCUGUGA
This is a messenger RNA of Didymodactylos carnosus, 699 nucleotides long. The record is from the annotation of a GenBank genome assembly. NCBI's taxonomy places the organism in Eukaryota, Metazoa, Rotifera, Eurotatoria, Philodinida, Philodinidae.